This is a messenger RNA of Aspergillus steynii IBT 23096, 1447 nucleotides long. Its product is annotated as aminotransferase class I/II-fold pyridoxal phosphate-dependent enzyme. The record is from RefSeq and is a predicted model, not a curated record. The transcript is spliced from 3 exons. Lineage: Eukaryota; Fungi; Ascomycota; Eurotiomycetes; Eurotiales; Aspergillaceae. Gene Ontology annotation, molecular function: pyridoxal phosphate binding. Gene Ontology annotation, biological process: biosynthetic process. Bases 1 to 1287 code for a protein of 428 amino acids.
AUGCACGUUGGGCAGAAUAUCCUCACUCAGAAGUUGAAAGCCACCCUAGACCAACGUCGUCGGGAUGGUCGACUCCUUGUUCCUCCCGUGCCAGUAACUCUAGCUGACACCAUCGAUUUCGGAUCCAAUGACACCUUGAACCUGUCAGGGUCGGGGCUGCUGUCCGCGGCCUUUUUGCGGGAGCUGGAACGACAUCCCGGGUUCACCAUCGGCAGCACCUCCGCUCGGGCGUUCGAAGGCACCAGGAAAUAUCUGAUCGAUCUAGAAGAUGACCUGGCCAAGUUCCACGGUGCCGAAGCAGGCGUUUUUGUCAACUCUGGUUUCGACGGAAACGUGGCGAUCUGGUCUGCAAUCCCCCAGCCAGGUGACUUCAUCGUCUACGACGAGUUGGCCCACGCCAGUAUCCACGACGGCAUGCGCAUGGGCCGUGCGACCUGUCUUCCAUUCCGUCACAACGACCCCGAGGCACUGAAAGCGCGUCUCGAAGAGAUUCGUGAUAACAACGCCAGCGUGGCUUCAGGGGAAAGCCUUGUGUUUAUAUCGGUGGAGUCGUUCUACAGUAUGGAUGGGGACGCGGCCCCGAUCCAUGGGAUUGUAGCCGCCGCCCGCGAGGCGCUUCCGAGUGGCAACUAUCUGUGUGCUAUCGACGAAGCCCACUCCAACGGAUUGGUCGGACCAAAUGGAUCAGGGUUUGUGUGUCAUUUCGGUCUGGAGAAGGAAUUCCCCAUUCGACUGAACACCUGCGGCAAGGCUUUGGGAUCGACAGGGGCCAUCAUUCUCUGCAACGAGACCAUCAAAAGCGCGCUGAUCAACUAUGCACGCAACAUGGUCUUCAGCACGGCGCCCAGCUUCCUCUGCGCGGCAGGGGUCCGUGCGGGUUACGAAUUGGCGGCCAGCGCCGAGGGCGAAAAGCGCCGACAACUCGUGCAGCAAAAAGUACGGUAUUUCUACCGUCUUCUGACUGACAAUCCGAAGUGGCGACAGGCCAGUCGCUGUGGCAUUGUCCGCCUCCCGACGGAGAAAACCUGGGCCACUCGACCUUUGCAGUCGCCCAUCAUCGCGCUCAUCGCACCGAUGGUGGAGGCCGAUAGUCUGGCGGAGCAUCUGCGCAUGGGCAAGUACUGGGUGAACGUGGUGCAUUUCCCCACCGUCCCAAGGGGGAUGGAUCGCGUGCGGAUGGUGAUUCACGCGCACAACACCAAGGAGGAGAUAGAGGCUGUGGUGGGUCGCAUCUUGGGGUGGGCGACAGAGAAGAUGGAGUCGCAGAGCCUGCGAGUGGGACUGUAGCGUGUUUGUCAGAUUGCAGAGAAGAAAGAGAACAGAUUGAAGAAAGAUCAAGAAAGAGGAGAAAAGAAACGAAAAGGAGCGAGAGGGGAAGUCAGGUGGUCUCCCGAUUUGGCCAAUGUUUGUCCAAUUUGACGAAUUUGAUUGAUUUGAUUAAUUUGAC